GUCACCGUUCCUAAUACUAUAAAAUAAAAAACAAACUACACAGGGAAAUUCACAAAAAGCAAGUGUCAAUAAAUUCGGGUAUCACAAAACACGUAGUUUGUAAAUUAUUACAUUACAUCCGAUAGCAGAUCCUGCACAUCCUUCUACUAAAUUUACUAUUAGUCAACAGCUUUGCAACAAUGGCACGCGGUCAUCAAAAAAUACAAUCGCAAGCAAAAGCGGCUGAAAAACAAGCGAAGAUGAAAAAGCAACAAGGCCACAGUGCCAAUGAUCAAAAGAAAGCGGCACAAAAAGCACUCGUAUAUGUCUGUGUCCUCUGCAAAUCGCAAAUGCCAGAUCCUAAGACUUACAAGCAACAUUUUGAGAAUAAACAUCCAAAAAAUGAUAUGCCUGAGGAGCUGAAAGACCUGUAACGCGCGUUUGAAUAUUAUCAAGUAAACGACGAGUUGCCUACAAGUACGAAUAAUUGCAACAAUAAUAUAGUUGAAACAAUCAAUAAUUUAAAAUAAAAUG
Messenger RNA from Drosophila navojoa, 513 nucleotides. Its product is annotated as transcriptional regulator Simba1. NCBI's taxonomy places the organism in Eukaryota, Metazoa, Arthropoda, Insecta, Diptera, Drosophilidae. The record is from RefSeq and is a predicted model, not a curated record.